Molecule: messenger RNA, 2484 nt
Organism: Taeniopygia guttata (zebra finch)
Lineage: Eukaryota; Metazoa; Chordata; Aves; Passeriformes; Estrildidae
Gene: PSRC1
Product: proline and serine rich coiled-coil 1
Biological process (GO): mitotic metaphase chromosome alignment
Cellular component (GO): spindle pole; microtubule cytoskeleton; spindle microtubule
Molecular function (GO): microtubule binding
Source: RefSeq, a predicted model, not a curated record
GCUGGGACCUUCUCAGUGUGGGGCUGGGGUCACCAAGGAACUGGGGUGCGGGGCUAGGACUCGUCGGUGGGGCUGGAAACCUCUUAGUCUGGAGUUGGGACCCCCUCAAUGUGGGACUGGGGUCUCCUGGGCUGGGGAUGCGGGGCUGGGGGAUUCCCCAGGUGUGGGAGAGGGAUCGCCCCAUUAUGGGGCUGAGACCCCACAGCGUGGGGCUGGGAGGCCCAGGAAUGGGAAUGGGACCCCCCACGGUCGAGUUUGGGGCUGAGACCCCCCCGCCUGGGAGCUGGGAGGUCUAGGAAAGUGGAUGGGACCCCCUCAGUGUGUGGCUGGGGUCCCUAAGGGAUUGGAGUAAAGGGCUGGGACCCCUAGGUACCGGAAUGGGGUCCCCUAGCGUGGGGCUGGGACCCCCUGAGGAUCAAGAUGUGGGGCUGGGAGCCCCCCGGGAUUGGGGUUUAGGGCUGGGCCCCUCUGGGUGUGGAAUUGGGGGUCCCCUGGGUGUGGGGCUGAGACCUCCCUGUGGGGUUGGGCCCUCUCAGUGUUGGGCUGGGGUCCCCUGAUAGGGACUGGGAACUACCAUUGUGGCACUGGGGACAAUGACACACGGAUCAGGGUGCAGGGCUGGGACUUCCCAAUGUGGCACUGAGGACACCCGGGCUAGGGGUGCUGGGCUGUGGGUUCCCCGGGCGGGGGUCGCUGGUGUCACCCCCACCUACUGGCACUGGCAGAGCCAUCCCUGUCCCCAUCCCGGCUGGCACUGAGCCCGGCGGUGCCUGGCACUGGCUGUGUCACCCGCGUGCUGGCUGGUGCCACCGGGCCCCCGCGGGGGGUUGGGGACACGGAGGGGUGGGGAGGGGCAGGUGGGGGGAACCCUGAUGGGGUCGGUGGUGACUCCCCCAGCUCCCACAGGUGGCCCCAGUGCCCCGAGGCGAUGGCCGAGGACCGAGGUACGGCAGCACCAGUGCUGCAUGUCCCCUGUGUUUCCCCCCUGGGGCGGGGGGCCGCGGCUCACCCCUGGUGUCCCCCCAGAUGUUCGAUUUGUCACCGAGGAGAGCUUUGACUUCGGCGUGCUGUCCCCGUCUGACAGCCAGGAGGAAGAGGAGGAUGAGGAUAGCCCAGGCGGGGAGUGCCAGCACGGGGGUGGCAACGGGUGCUGGAGUCCCCUGAGUGGGGCCCGUCUGGAAGAGAUGGUGCGGGAGGCCACGCGCCUGGCAGCACAGUUGGAGGGGUGUCACCUGCCCCCUCCCGCUCCCGGAGACCCCCCAGGACCUGCUGCCACGCCCCCCAGCACACCCCGCAGCCCCCGCCGCCAGACCUUCGUGGUGAAGGACAGCCCGGUGCGGGCGCUCCUGCCCACCGUGGAGUCUCGGGGACCUGCCCCCAUCCCCCACCUCCCCACCAAGCUCCGGGGGGCCUCUGCUGCCACCAGUGUCCCCAAGGUACCCCUCAGCCGUAAUUCCACAGCAGCUGCAAAGGGACCCUCGGGUGGCAGGGGGCUCCGCCCCAGCUGCAUGGGCCCCCCCCGGCCAUGCCCUCCUCAGGGGCAGGGGGCUGCUGCCCGGGGCAGGUCCGAGCCCACCCGGGGGGGGACAGCAGGCCAGGCUAAGGCGAAGGGGGGCACAGUCCUCUGCCCCCCCACCACCCGCCAGCCCCACACCAGGACCACCACCACCCCUGUCCCCUCCAGCUGUUCCCCGGCAUCCACUGUCCUUCCCAGGGUGCCCCCUCGGACUCCAGCAGCGGGUGGGAGGACCCCCACCCCCAGAGGCGCAGGUGCAGCACGGGCAGCCCCCACAACUGGUGCCUCAGGGUGCAAACCAGGACCCCCCCCCGCCCGCCUGCGGCCCCCCCGCAAGACGGCGGUGAGCAGCACCCCAAGGUGACACCCCAAAACCACCCCACACCCAUCCAGAGGCCCUGGGGGUACCCAGACCCCCCCUAGGUACUAGCCAAGGUACCUAGGCUGGGGUGGGCAGAGCCAAGGCCACCCCAGGGAUGAGCUGAGGCAUCCAGUGGGUUUUGGAAGGAGGCAGGCAGCUCCAGGGGCCCCCAGGGAGCAGCUAAGGCACCCGUGGGGUUGACAGGUGGCGAGGCAGAGUUGGAACCCCCAGGGACCAGCUGAGGUUGGGGUGGCAGAGCCAGGGGCCUCCCCCAGGGAUGAGCCGAGGCAUUCAUUGGUUUUGCUUUAAUUACAAAAGGUCUCAUCUGCAGUCGGAAACUCCCCAUGUCUCCCAGCACCUAGGGGUCUCUCAUCCCCUCAACAUCCAUCCCUGGGUUCCCCCACCUGAGCCUCACCCCUGAGCAGGGCGGUCCCAGACAUCCCUGGAACCCGUAGCUGAUCCCCCUUCCACAUGCCCCCCACCUGGGGGAGUUGGCACCAUGGGACAGGUUGCCCCUUCGUGAGGGUUGGAACAAUGGACAAAGUUGGUUAUAAACUCCUUUUUUUGUAUUUUCAUGUAUUUUUUAAAUAAAACACUCCUGGGCAAA